CUCUCACUUGAAGACUCGCCCCCCACCUCUCCCCUCUCUCCAAAAUGCGAUAAAUUGUUCUCGUUGGUCGCUGUUGGUUUUGUCUUCCUGAGGCUUGGCGUCUUGUAGAGACGAUCGCAUCCUUUCAACUGGCAGAGAACUUCUACGAAUAUCAGAAUGUCUUCCUACAGGAACGAUAACAUGACCACAGGGUACGAUUACGACGCAGGGUACGAUUACGACGCACGUCCUUGUGGGCCGGGGGAGUUUGUGACCAUGAAGACCAUCACGGCGGUGGUCUACAGCCUGGUGUGUCUCUUGGCCGUGACGGGGAAUGUACUGGUGUUGGUGGUCAUCCUUCACAACCGCCGCUCCAUCUCAUCCACGGACGUCUACCUGCUCCAUCUGGCCAUGGCCGACCUGCUCUUUGCCCUCACCCUGCCCUUCUGGGCAGUGGACGCCGUGUCUCCCUGGGUGUUUGGUGACGCCAUGUGUAAGGUGAUCAGUAUGUUGCAGGAGGUGAACUUUUACAGUGGCAUCCUCCUGCUGGCCUGCAUCAGCGUGGACCGCUACCUGGCCAUUGUCCGCUCUGCCCAGUCGCACGGCCACAAGAGGCCGUGGCUGGUCAAACUGGUGUGUGCCAUCGUCUGGCUCGUGGCCCUGCUCCUGUCCUUGCCCGUCCUCUACAAUGAAGUGUUCUACGACAAUUACCGGUCCGUCUGUAACGAGGAACACGAUGGUGAUUUUGACAAACCGUGGAAACUGGGCAUCAAAGUUUGUCGCCUGGUCAUCGGCUUCCUCUUGCCGCUGGCCGCCAUGGUCUUCUGCUACUCCGUCACCGUGUGGAAACUGUGCCAGACCAAGGGCUUCCAGAAGCAGAAAGCCAUGAAGGUCAUCAUCGCGGUGGUGCUGGCCUUCCUGGCAUGCUGGCUGCCCUACCAUCUAACCAUGGUUGUGGACAUGCUGGUGAGAGUCAAACACAUCGACGUCUCCUGCAUCCAACGUGAACACUUGGACAGGGCCGUGCUGGCCACCCAGUGCUUGGCCUUUCUUCACAGCUGCAUCAACCCAAUCCUCUACGCCUUCAUCGGGGUGAAGUUCAGGAGGAACCUGGUCAAACUCCUGGCUCAUAAAGGCCUCAUAAAGAGAAGCGAAGAAUCCCAAUUCAAGCAAUCACGCUCAUCCUCAGUCUCUGGGCAGACAUCUACCACCAUUUAGACAGCUCCCCACCCCACUGCCCU
This is a messenger RNA of Amblyraja radiata (thorny skate), 1220 nucleotides long. Its product is annotated as C-X-C chemokine receptor type 2-like. Bases 157 to 1197 code for a protein of 346 amino acids. Gene Ontology annotation, biological process: neutrophil chemotaxis; positive regulation of cytosolic calcium ion concentration; G protein-coupled receptor signaling pathway. Lineage: Eukaryota; Metazoa; Chordata; Chondrichthyes; Rajiformes; Rajidae. The transcript is spliced from 2 exons. The record is from RefSeq and is a predicted model, not a curated record. Gene Ontology annotation, cellular component: external side of plasma membrane; membrane. Gene Ontology annotation, molecular function: C-C chemokine binding; C-C chemokine receptor activity; C-X-C chemokine receptor activity.